AUGGCGCCAGCGUUACGCAGAUGCACGCUACACCCAGGAAGUGCUCCGAACCUGGCCCUCUCCCUGGCGGGGAUGGGCAGGGCCAGCUGCGCAGUGGAUGGCGCCCCCUUGAGCACCCUCUCGGCCACGUGGGUGCUACAGCCCUUGGCACGCCUUGGCAAGCUCUUUCAAGAGCGCUACCUUAUAGCGUCGGUCGCUGGGGAGAGGCGCUCCACCGCUCCAGUGUUGCGGACAUUUACUCCUGGAGGCCAUGCGGGCCAACCCACCCCCCAGGUGCCCGUUGGCUGCCGCCGCCCUCCCAGUCCGGGAGUAGACGAGGGGGGAUGGGGAGGGGGUGACCGGGCGGGGCUGCCGCUGGGAGCGACGGAGGGGAGAAACUGUUUCCCCCUUCCAUUAUCAUCCUUCCUGGACACCAAUGUAGAUGAGGCUGGAGUUCAGGGUGCCGACCAUGCACACGUUGUGAGUGGAUGGGGGAACAGAUGCGCUUGGGUGGAUGGCUGCAUUGACUGGUCAGUGGAUCUCAAGACAUACAUGGCUUUGGCAGGUGAACCAGUACGGGUGAAAUGCGCCCUUUUCUACAGUUAUAUUCGCACCAACUAUAGCAUGGCCCAGAGCACUGGACUCAGGCUUAUGUGGUACAAAAACAAGGGUGAUUUGGAAGAGCCCAUCAUCUUUUCAGAGGUCAGGAUGAGCAAAGAAGAAGAUUCAAUAUGGUUUCACUCAGCUGAGGCACAAGACAGUGGUUUCUACACUUGUGUUUUAAGAAACUCGACAUAUUGCAUGAAGGUGUCAAUGUCCUUGACUGUUGCAGAGAAUGAAUCAGGCCUGUGCUACAAUAGCAGGAUACGGUAUUUAGAGAAAUCUGAAGUCACUAAAAGAAAAGAGAUCUCCUGCCCAGACAUGGAUGACUUUAAAAAGUCUGAUCAAGAGCCUGAUGUUGUGUGGUACAAGGAAUGCAAGCCAAAAAUGUGGAGAAGCAUAAUAAUACAGAAAGGAAAUGCUCUUCUAAUCCAAGAAGUUCAAGAAGAAGAUGGAGGAAAUUACACUUGUGAACUUAAGUAUGAAGGAAAACUUGUGAGACGAACAACUGAAUUGAAAGUUACAGCUUUACUCACAGACAAGCCUCCCAAGCCAUUGUUCCCCAUGGAGAAUCAGCCAAGUGUUAUAGAUGUCCAGCUGGGUAAGCCUCUGAACAUCCCUUGCAAAGCAUUCUUUGGAUUCAGUGGAGAGUCUGGACCAAUGAUCUACUGGAUGAAAGGGGAGAAGUUUAUUGAAGAACUGGCAGGUCACAUUAGAGAGGGUGAAAUAAGGCUCCUCAAAGAGCAUCUUGGAGAAAAAGAAGUUGAGUUGGCACUCAUCUUUGAUUCAGUGGUGGAGGCUGACCUGGCAAAUUAUACCUGCCAUGUGGAAAACCGAAAUGGACGGAAACAUGCCAGUGUUCUGCUGCGUAAAAAGGAUUUAAUCUACAAAAUUGAACUUGCAGGAGGCCUGGGAGCAAUCUUCCUUCUCCUUGUACUGCUUGUGAUCAUCUACAAAUGCUACAAUAUUGAAUUAAUGCUCUUCUACCGACAGCAUUUUGGAGGUGAUGAAACUACCAAUGACAACAAGGAAUAUGACGCCUAUCUGUCUUACACAAAAGUGGACCAAGAUACUUUAGACUGUGACAAUCCUGAAGAAGAACAGUUUGCUCUUGAAAUACUGCCAGAUGUCCUGGAAAAACACUAUGGAUAUAAACUCUUCAUCCCAGAAAGGGACCUGAUUCCAAGUGGAACAUACAUUGAAGAUCUCACAAGAUUUGUUGAGCAAAGCAGAAGACUUAUUAUCGUGCUAACUCCAGACUAUAUUCUCAGACGAGGAUGGAGUAUUUUCGAAUUGGAAAGCAGACUCCAUAACAUACUAGUCAGUGGAGAAAUCAAAGUGAUUUUGAUUGAGUGUACAGAAAUAAGAGGAAAGGUGGAUUGCCAGGAAAUAGAAUCACUAAAGCACAGCAUCAAACUUCUGUCCCUAAUCAAGUGGAAGGGACCAAAAAGCAGCAAAUUAAAUUCUAAGUUUUGGAAGCAAUUAGUAUAUGAAAUGCCCGUCAAGAAAAAAGAAAUGCUUUCUCGGUGUCAUGUUCUGGAUUCUGCAGAACAAGGACUUUUUGGAGAACUCCAGCCUAUACCCUCUAUUGCUAUGACCAGUACCUCGACCUCUCUGGUGUCAUCUCAAGCUGCUCUUCCUGAUUUCCACCAUUCAGAUUCAAUGCAAGUGAGACACUGUUGCAGAGGUUAUAAACAUGAGAUGCCAACCACCACCUUGCCAGUACCUUCCUUAGGCAACCACCACACUUAUUGCAACCUGCCUCUGACGCUUCUCAAUGGACAGCUACCCCUUAAUAAUGCCCUGAAAGAUACCCAGGAAUUUCAUAGGAACAAUUCCCUCCUACCUUUAUCAUCCAAAGAGCUUAGCUUCACCAGUGAUAUUUGGUAGUGAAAACUCUGAAGUCCUCUAAACAGCUAUGUGAACAUACAUAGAACAGAACAGAACAUACAUAGAACAAAAUUUCUGCUAAGCCAAGCAUAAAGUACACCUAAUAACACUGAGGUGCUGAAAAAGUGUUCAGAGUGAAAGGCACAGAAUCACUUUUGUACUUAAAAUUUGUGUUUACAUUUGCAGAAUAGUGGGUGUAAAGAAGGACCUGCUUUUGUAGUAUAGUACC
Lynx canadensis (Canada lynx) is the source of this 2698-nucleotide messenger RNA. It is a transcript of the gene IL1RAPL2, whose product is annotated as interleukin 1 receptor accessory protein like 2. The record is from RefSeq and is a predicted model, not a curated record. Gene Ontology annotation, molecular function: interleukin-1, type II, blocking receptor activity. Gene Ontology annotation, biological process: signal transduction. NCBI's taxonomy places the organism in Eukaryota, Metazoa, Chordata, Mammalia, Carnivora, Felidae. The transcript has 11 exons. Bases 1 to 2469 code for a protein of 822 amino acids.